UUGCUUUUGUAACUCAAUUCAACUGCUUAGUGCUUGUUAUUGUCAUUCUCAAGUUUCAAAGAAUUUCGUUGUUGAUUAUUUAUAUUUCUCGGUUUUUGUUUGGUCUUAUUAAGUCAAUUCUACUUGCUAAUUAUAUUAUAUCUGAAAUCUUUAAGAAUGUCGUCGCCACUUGAAAAUUUAGAAACUCAAUUGGAGAUGUUCAUAGAAAACGUCCGACAGAUACGUAUUAUUGUUAGUGACUUUCAACCACAAGGACAAAGUGUAUUGAAUCAAAAGAUACAAUCACUUGUAACUGGACUACAAGAAGUUGACAAGUUGAAAUCUCAAGUCCAUGAUAUUCAUGUGCCAACUGAAGUGUUUGACUAUAUUGAUCAAGGCAGAAAUCCACAACUCUAUACCAAGGAUUGCAUUGACAAAGCCUUGGCGAAGAACGAAGAGGUUAAAGGAAAAAUUGAUUCAUACAAGCGAUUCAAGAGCCAUCUACUGUCUGAAUUGUCAAAAACAUUUCCUAAUGAAAUAGCAAAAUAUAAAGCCAUUCGAGGUGGUGAAUAAUUCAAUAAUUUCAAUAUGUCUUAAUUGUAUACAUAGUUGUAAGUAAUUUAAUGUUUUCUCUAGGAACUGAUAAAUAUAGCUUUAGAUUGUCAUUAAAUGUGUGUUGCCACUUUGGUAGUAAAAUGUUAUUCAUGUCAUUCUCUGUGGAAAAAAAAACAAAGAUAACAAUGUGCUUUUAUACAAGGAAUAAGGCAAUGGAAUGUCAUGGAUU
Molecule: messenger RNA, 763 nt
Organism: Papilio machaon (common yellow swallowtail)
Lineage: Eukaryota; Metazoa; Arthropoda; Insecta; Lepidoptera; Papilionidae
Gene: MED10
Product: mediator of RNA polymerase II transcription subunit 10
Exons: 3
Coding region: 157-552 (131 amino acids)
Biological process (GO): positive regulation of transcription by RNA polymerase II
Cellular component (GO): chromatin; mediator complex
Molecular function (GO): transcription coregulator activity
Source: RefSeq, a predicted model, not a curated record